Castor canadensis (American beaver) is the source of this 761-nucleotide messenger RNA. It is a transcript of the gene H1-4, whose product is annotated as H1.4 linker histone, cluster member. Gene Ontology annotation, cellular component: nucleosome. Gene Ontology annotation, biological process: nucleosome assembly. Lineage: Eukaryota; Metazoa; Chordata; Mammalia; Rodentia; Castoridae. The record is from RefSeq and is a predicted model, not a curated record. Gene Ontology annotation, molecular function: structural constituent of chromatin; DNA binding.
GAGUCCCGGCCAGUGCCUCUGCUUCCGGCUCGAAUUGCUCUCUCCAAGCCCGCAUCAACAUGUCCGAAACUGCGCCCGCCGCGCCUACUGCUCCGGCCCCCGCUGAGAAGACACCAGUAAAGAAGAAGGCUCGGAAGUCCGCAGGUGGUGCGAAGCGCAAGGCGUCCGGGCCCCCUGUGUCCGAGCUCAUCACCAAGGCUGUUGCUGCCUCCAAGGAGCGCAGUGGGGUGUCUCUGGCCGCGCUCAAGAAGGCGCUGGCGGCUGCGGGCUACGACGUGGAAAAGAACAACAGUCGGAUCAAGCUUGGUCUCAAAAGCUUGGUGAGCAAAGGCACCCUGGUGCAAACCAAGGGCACCGGUGCCUCCGGCUCCUUCAAACUCAACAAGAAGGCGGCCUCUGGGGAAGCCAAGCCCAAAGCCAAGAAGGCGGGUGCGGCCAAGGCCAAGAAGCCCGCAGGCGCUGCGAAGAAACCGAAGAAGUCUACAGGGGCUGCCACCCCUAAGAAAAGCGCCAAGAAGACCCCAAAGAAGGCGAAGAAGCCGGCCGCAGCUGCAGGAGCCAAAAAAGCAAAGAGUCCGAAAAAGGCCAAGGCAGCUAAGCCGAAGAAGGCGCCUAAGAGCCCAGCCAAGGCAAAAGCGGUGAAGCCUAAGGCGUCUAAGCCAAAGGCCGCCAAGCCCAAGGCUGCCAAGCCAAAGAAGGCGGCAGCCAAGAAAAAGUAAAGUUACUUUGGCCACCUGCUUGGAAGCUCAACACAACCCAAA